This is a messenger RNA of Phycomyces blakesleeanus NRRL 1555(-), 1398 nucleotides long. RefSeq lists its product as hypothetical. The record is from RefSeq and is a predicted model, not a curated record. Gene Ontology annotation, biological process: phospholipid metabolic process. The coding region runs from base 1 to 1122 and encodes 373 amino acids. The transcript is spliced from 11 exons. Gene Ontology annotation, molecular function: glycerophospholipase activity. Lineage: Eukaryota; Fungi; Mucoromycota; Mucoromycetes; Mucorales; Phycomycetaceae.
AUGCGUACUUUUAGUCUUUUAGCCAUUUCACUUACUGUUUCCCUGCUCUUUUCCGAGACUCAAGCGCGUAAUGUGCACGAUAUCAGUGAAUGUCCACCACUGAAACCUCGCAGAAGUCCACCAAAAGAUGUAACGGACCUUCGUAUUGACGAUAUAAAAGUGAUUGCCUCUCUAGGCGACAGUACAAUGGCUGGAUUUGGUCUUCAAGAAAUAAUAGAUGGCACAACCCCAUUAGAUGCUUUAGAAAUCAGAGGAAAGAACUAUGCUACUGGUGGCGAUCCUGGAGCAAAGUCUUUGGCUAGAUUCACAACAAACUACCAGCCAGAACUAAAGGGAGCUUCUGUUGGACAGAUAGUUGUAACUCGCUGUAACUAUGAUUACUGCGCCCUUUCCGAUUACAAUCCCGAUGUGGAUCGUUUGAACGGUGCAAAAUCUGGGGCAAUUGCCAAGAGAAUCAAAGAUGAGCUCGACUAUGUGAUUCCUUAUAUGAAAGAAUACCCGGGCGUAGAUUUUGAAAACGAUUGGAAACUCAUUAUUCUUCACAUUGGUAACAAUGACCAGUGUGAUUCUUGCACAGUCCGUGGAAACGAAAGUACUCCUGAGGUUUAUGGAUCCUACAUUGAUACUGCCAUCGAAAGAAUUUCUCAAAAUAUUCCUAAAGCAAUAGUUACCCUUGUUGGAAAUUUGAACGUUUCAACUCUGUAUAACUUGGCCUCGAGACAUCCUGAAUAUUGCCCCACUGAAGAUGCCACUAUUAAUUAUCUUACUCCAAAAGUCGAGUGUCCUUGUCUCUCCUCACCAGAGCUCAUGCUCGGAAUGGACGCUGUUGUAGCUGAGUACAACAAACGACUAAUCAAGAUUGCUGAAAAAUACAAGGCUAAGAAGGGAUCAAACUUUGCUGUGGUAUAUCAGCCCGCUGGAAUUGACUUUAGAGGAUUUCCUAUCAAUUACCUGAGUCCCCUCGAUUGUUUCCAUCCCAGUAUUCAUGCACAGGAGUAUUUUGCAAAGAUCCUUUGGAACUCUCUUUUCCGUCCCAGUAUAAAAAAACAGAAAGUAUUUGAAUACGAUGAAAACUUGGCAAUAUACUGCCCAAAGAACUCUGACAGAAUCUCUACCAAAUAAUCCACAUAGCCUUUAGUUUUAAUUGAUUUAGUUUUAGUACACUGUACUGUACUAUACUGUUUAUGAUAAAUGUUGAGUAUACACCCCAAAUAAGCUAUAUUAUACAUGUAUAUAUAUAUUUCCAGAAUACAAGCCUAGAAGUUGAACAUGCAGUAAAAGUGUAACUUUUCUCCUUUCUCUCAAUGCAAGCAUAUAUGUCUAAAAAGGGACUUUUAUAUCCUUUUACAACUCAUAUGCUGGGAUAACAAUAAAUGUACAUCUUUCAUUUAUGCCAGU